Archocentrus centrarchus (flier cichlid) is the source of this 2242-nucleotide messenger RNA. It is a transcript of the gene glt8d1, whose product is annotated as glycosyltransferase 8 domain containing 1. Gene Ontology annotation, cellular component: Golgi apparatus. The record is from RefSeq and is a predicted model, not a curated record. The transcript is spliced from 9 exons. NCBI's taxonomy places the organism in Eukaryota, Metazoa, Chordata, Actinopteri, Cichliformes, Cichlidae. Gene Ontology annotation, molecular function: glycosyltransferase activity. Bases 416 to 1516 code for a protein of 366 amino acids.
UAUAAGAGUGUAGCUCUUAACAUUUUUAUGUUCUGAAAUCGACGGGAUGUUUUUAACUCAGGCACAUAUUAGACAUCACGUACUACGUGAACUGUGGUUGUGGUGAAUUUGUUGCUGUUGAGUUGGCAGUUUGGCUGCAAAGUGAAUUACACUUAAAAUUUUACUAAUAUUGCGCGUCUUUUUUUUUUUAAUUUUAGAGAGUUGACGUCCGCUAGUUUGCGGGCAGUUUCUCGUGUUUAUGCGGUUUCUGCCACGCAAAGGUGCAGCGGCAUUUCAGUUCACCUCCGUCCUCAAUAACAGCCAGAUGAUCCUGCGUGGACGGCACUCAAGCUAUCUCUGAUAUAUGGUUUAACCUUUUUGUUAGUUUUAUUUUCUUUUCCUUUUACGUGCUGCAGGGACGGAUGAGAUCAUUACUAUGGCACUGAGGAGAGUUAAUGUGAUCAUUCUCGUGCUGCUGGCUGUUGCCUUCCUCAUCAUAGUCCAACGAAAUCUCCUCAGCCUCAGUGACUUUUUACACACAGAAAAGCCAGAUGAGGGAGUGAUUCUUCCCUUUGAGUCUGAGCUCUCUCCAGACUUGCAUUCAGCGAGGACGGGAGAGGAGAUCCCUGUUCUCAUCACUGCUGCUGAGGACAGACUUGGUGCUGUUGUUGCUGCCAUGAACAGUGUCUACAAAAACAGCAAAGCUAAUGUUGUCUUUACCAUUGUGACCUUGAAUGACACCGUUGAUCACUUAAAAGUGUGGCUGAGUAACACUAGACUAAACAAUGCCAAAUAUAAGAUAGUCAUUUUUAAACCUGAACUGCUCAGUGGGAAGAUAUCUAAAGAUCCUCAGAAUCUGGAGGCUGCAAAACCACUGACUUUUGCCAGGUUUUACCUUCCUGUGUACAUUCCCGAAGCAGAAAAAGCUAUCUAUUUGGAUGAUGACGUCAUUGUACAAGGUGACAUUCAGGAACUUUAUGAAACCAGCCUCAAACCAGGACAUGCAGCCGCCUUCUCUGAUGACUGUGAUUCAGCAUCUGCUAAAGGCAUCGUUCGUGGGGCUGGAAAUCAGAAUAACUACAUAGGCUUCUUAGACUUUAAGAAGGAAGCUAUUAAGAAACUGGGGAUGAGAGCCAACACUUGCUCCUUCAACCCCGGGGUCUUCAUCGCCAACCUGACUGAAUGGAAGAACCAAAACAUCACCCGGCAGCUGGAGCACUGGAUGGACCUCAACGCACGGGAGGAUCUGUACAGUAAAACCCUCGCAGAAAGCAUCACUACUCCUCCACUCCUCAUUGUUUUUUACAAACAUCACUCUAGCAUUGAGCCCAUGUGGCAUGUAAGACACCUCGGUGUAACAGGUGCAGGAAACCGAUACUCUUCCCAGUUUGUGAAGGCUGCCAAACUCCUGCAUUGGAAUGGACACUAUAAGCCCUGGGGGAGAGGAUCUUCCUUUACUGAUGUGUGGGACAAGUGGUUCAUUCCCGACCCCACAGGAAAAUUUCAUCCCCUGCGAAGACACACAGGGGAGCGCUAGAUUUAAAAAUGGACCUCUUGAACCUUCAGAUCAGCCCCGUACCAGCAGGAAAACUCCUUUAUAACUCAGGAACUAUGCAAAUGCCCUGUGUUUGAGUUCCAUCACCCUCUGAAUAUGGACCUGAUUACACUCCUGUUCCACUCCUGUUUUUUUUUCUAUAUUCAGAACAUAUUGUUGAGGUUGCUUUGAAUUGCAUUUUUAGAAAUAUUUUGUUAAACUGAAAAAAGCUAGUGUGCCAAGACCUUCUGGUACAACAUGAGCCAUCCUUAUCAAAGUAAAUGGCUUAAGUAGGUAUGUUUACAUGCAGCUAAAUAAGGAUUUAUUUACUUAACGUGCAUAUUAAAAAAUUUAGUUGCCUGUGCUGUAAUGACAGCGAGUUCUACAGUUUAUACCUACUUCUCUCUAAAUUACCAUCAUUAGCCAUGCAAAUUCCUCAUGUCAAUACCUCAGUUUAGUACUUCCUGUGGAAAAGUUAAAUUAUACAUAAUUGCACAUUAGAUUAUCAGACAGUAGUUUAAGUUCUCUAUAAAUCUGAAUGCCAUUAUAGGUUAAUUGACUGCAUUACUAUUUAGUUACAUUUCAUUUACCACUUGUCCUGCUUUUAAUUUUUAAAUGCUGUAUUUUUUUUUUUUAUAAUGCAGACCUUUAAAGACAGCUCCUCUGCAGAAACAGCUUUGCACAAACAUCCCCCUAUUUUAACAUUUCAUUGUUGGGAUCUUUUUCUAC